AUGGAGGCGCGGCGGGCGUGGCGGCGGGAGGCUUUUAAAAAGCCCGGCGGGGGCGCCCCCGGGUCGCGUGGUGAUGAAUGUUUGUACGAAAGCUUUCCCGAACUUCCUUUGGAGGAAGUGCCAGAAGCUGAUGGAGAGGCUGCAAACGUCCAGUGUCCAACAUCCGUCGGCAUUCAAGAGCCAUCUUCUCCAGCAACCUCCAGUGAAGCUUUCACACCAAAGGAGAGCUCCCCUUACAAGGCUCCGAUAUACAUUCCCGAUGACAUUCCCAUUCCUUCAGAGUUUGAGCUCAGAGAAUCCAAUGUUCCUGGAGCAGGAUUAGGGAUAUGGACCAAAAGGAAGAUUGAAGCAGGGGAAAAAUUUGGCCCUUUUGUAGGAGACCAGCGGCCACACCUUAAAGAUCCCAGUUACGGUUGGGAGUCUGCUCUUGGGCAGUCCUGCAGUACACCUGUGGGCGAGGCAUUUGCAAACGACACUGUGCUAUCUGUUUGA
Messenger RNA from Haliaeetus leucocephalus (bald eagle), 492 nucleotides. Its product is annotated as MDS1 and EVI1 complex locus protein MDS1-like. The transcript has 3 exons. The coding region runs from base 1 to 492 and encodes 163 amino acids. NCBI's taxonomy places the organism in Eukaryota, Metazoa, Chordata, Aves, Accipitriformes, Accipitridae. The record is from RefSeq and is a predicted model, not a curated record.